AUGCCUAAGAAGAGAACUUUACCAAAUAGCAUUCGAAGGCGCAUUCUCAGACGACGCUUGCGUAGAAGAGCAUUUGGAAGGCGUGAAAAAUCAAAAAUUGUCAGAAAAAGGGAUUUUGGAGUACAAACGGAACUUUCUUUACUCUCGUUGGAAUCGUCUCUUCAAACUCCAGCCAGUGAAAUUGCUCAGGUUUUAGAAAUAAGUGAAAUCACACGAUUGAAUGCAAAACCAACAGAGUCAAAUUGCCUCCAUUCUAUUCCCCAGCUUGCUUCCUCCACCAAAGAAUUGGCUGAAAAUGGGAAAUGGACAAGACAGAACAAUAAUGAAGAAAUCUUUGAAAAAAGUCGUCAUAGGUUGGAUUCAAAACUUGGAAAUUUCACUAACGGUAAACCUAAGGUAGCAAUUCUGGGUGAAACUACUCAUACGGGUGAUGCACUGACUCAGGAAGAGAAGGUGCUUGAGACACCACAAAAAACAUUCACUUGGAGUAGAAAAGAGACCAUUUUUAAUACUCAAAGAAGUGAAGAUUUUUGUGAUUCCGCAUAUUCUUCAUGCAACCGAGCUAAUGCAAAGCCUUUAGAAACAUCUUUAUCUCCAACGAAAGCACAUAUUUGCAGAACGCCCAUUGCUACCAACCUUACAACACCUUCCUAUAUGGCUCCUACCAUUGCCAGUGUAAGGAAGAUAAGUACUUCAAUUUCAAGAAAUUACAAUUUGGAAAUGAAUACAAGACAACUUGCCCAACACAAACAUUCCGCCCCAAAAACAACCUCACGCCGAAGUUUAAGUCUUGAUGACAUUUCGAUUUUAAAGGCCAAUCAAGAAUAUGACAAUCCUACGGGCUCCAAAUAA
Rodentolepis nana is the source of this 852-nucleotide messenger RNA. The record is from the annotation of a GenBank genome assembly. Lineage: Eukaryota; Metazoa; Platyhelminthes; Cestoda; Cyclophyllidea; Hymenolepididae.